AUGCCCGAUCAGGAAUCCUCAAGCCGUCCUCAGAGCCCCAGUACCAACCCUAACCCCCCCGCCCAGGAGGCCCAGACCCCUAAGAAACCCCCCAAGCUCAACAAGAAGAAGACCGACGAGCCCAAGUCCGAGCCGGACGCCGAGUCUGAUCCCGAACCGGAACCGAAACAAGAACCCCAGUCUGAGAACGACGACGACGACGAGGAUCCCAAAGCAGAUCCCGAGCCCAAGAGAGAAACAGAAACAGACGCAGACGCAGACGCAGACGUCCAACCAAAACAAGAACAAGACUCAGACAACGACGACGACGAACCCGAACCUCAACCUCAACCUCAAUCAAAACCAGAACCUCCUCGUCGCCGCAAACCUCGCCCCACCACAAUGGAGAACGGGAACCCCGAGAAGCCCCGUCGUCGCCGCCAGCGCCCCCAGCAACAGCAACAGCAGCAAGGCGGCGGCGGCGGCCCGCUCCCGGGCCUCGGCGGCGUCAACCAGGCCGGCGAGCUCGUGCAGAACACCGCCGGCAAUGCCCUGAACGGCGUCACCGGGUCCGCGGGCAAGGCUGUCGGCGGCCUGCUGGGCGGCGGCCAGAAGGAGGAUAAGGACGAUGGCGGCCGUGACGAGCAGUUGCGGUUGCGGCUAGACUUGAAUCUCGAUAUCGAGGUGCAGCUCAAGGCAAAGAUUCAUGGUGAUUUGACCCUGGGAUUAUUGUAUCUAGGAACUGAGUGA
Messenger RNA from Aspergillus clavatus NRRL 1, 729 nucleotides. RefSeq lists its product as uncharacterized. Lineage: Eukaryota; Fungi; Ascomycota; Eurotiomycetes; Eurotiales; Aspergillaceae. Bases 1 to 729 code for a protein of 242 amino acids. The record is from RefSeq and is a predicted model, not a curated record. The transcript has 2 exons.